AAAAAGUCAUUCUUUUUAUAGAUCUUUGCCGGCGCUCACGUUCGGCAUUGGAAACGUUUGGAAGACUGUGUAAAAUGGUCUUUAAAUGCCAAGAAGAUAGCUUUUUGCAAGAAUUUCGAACAAAGGUGGUGUCCUGCGAAAACGCUGCAGGCGGUUACAACGUUGUAUUUGAAGAUACCAUCUUGUUCCCCGAAGGUGGCGGGCAACCUACCGACCAUGGAUUUGUGGCAGGUCGGAAAGUAACGUCGGUUGUGCGCAAAGGAGCUAUAGCCGUCCACUUUGUAGAAGACGAAGGGAAUAAUAGUGCACCGUUUGCUGCCGGGGAGGAAGUCCUACAGCGUGUAGAAUGGUCUCGCCGGUUUGAUCAUAUGCAGCAACAUUCUGGCCAGCACCUCAUAACAGCUAUAUUUGACCGCGAGUUCAAGUACAACACCAGGUCCUGGUGGUUGGGUACGGAAAGUUCGUAUAUCGAUCUCGAUGCGAAGGACAUUGGCCGCGAGCAACUCGAAAGGGUGGAAAGCAUAUGCAACCAGCUGAUUGUCGAUUGCACUCCCGUCGAGGUUAACGUGUACGAACCGGACGAUCCGGCGCUGAAGUCCGAUGUUACGCGAGCAACCCGUGGCCUCCCGGAGGAUGUAUCGGGCCCUUUACGCGUAGUAACGAUAGCCGGUAUCGAAAGUAACAUGUGUUGCGGAACGCACGUUCGUAAUCUAAGCCAAUUGCAAACAAUUAAGCUGCUUAGCGUCGAGAAAGCGAAAGGAAAGUGUCUAGUGCAUUUCCUGGUAGGAGGCCGUGUGCUUCGAAAACUGACGGAAUGCUACGAUCGAGAGGUUCAGCUGAACACGCUUUUAAACGGUGGCCCCUCUUCGCACAUUGAACUGGCGAAGAAGCUACAAACUACCGUACGAAUUACGCAGCGUACUGCUAAAAAGCUGACUACCGAGCUGGCCACAGCUGAAGCGGAAAAGUUAAACGCACUACGGGCCAAUGGCCCACCGAUGUACGUUCUGCUUCAUCGAAACGAUGGACAGGAGUCGGAUUUCAUCAAUACGUUUCUUCGCGUAGUGAAGCUGCCCGAUUGCUUUUUCUUUCUCACGAACGCCGACACGGACGGUAGUGGAAAAGGGCAGCUCGUUCUGCAGGGCAAACCGGAGGAUGUUGCCAAACUGGGUCCAGAAAUAUGUAGUCUGCUGGAAGGAAAAGGUAAUGGAAAAGGUACACGCUUUAAUGCCAAAGUAAAUAAGCUAAAAAAUGUACCACAAUGUGAAAAACUAGUCCGAGAACAUUUUCCGUGUAACGACACUGCGGUUGAAAAAUGAAGCGCAAAUGGAAAUAAAGCAGUAUUCGAAUGGUUCGAAUUGUGAUGCUUAAGAAA
Anopheles funestus (African malaria mosquito) is the source of this 1375-nucleotide messenger RNA. RefSeq names its product alanyl-tRNA editing protein Aarsd1-A. The transcript has a single exon. Lineage: Eukaryota; Metazoa; Arthropoda; Insecta; Diptera; Culicidae. The record is from RefSeq and is a predicted model, not a curated record. Gene Ontology annotation, molecular function: ATP binding; alanine-tRNA ligase activity; nucleic acid binding. The coding region runs from base 75 to 1319 and encodes 414 amino acids. Gene Ontology annotation, biological process: regulation of translational fidelity; alanyl-tRNA aminoacylation.